GCCGAGCCGGCCGUGUACCCUGCGUCCCGAUCCGACAGAAUUUGGAAAUCCUGGGGCUACUCUUACAUUGAGCUUUUAGGAGCGGACGAGGAAAGCCACCACCCUGACUACCCCGGCUCUUACCCCACCUUCACUCAGGUGGCCCGGAAGCGGAAGUGACGAACACGGAAGUAGCCUACUGUUGCCGAGGGGACGGGCCGGGCAGAUGCCAACAUGGCAGCGGUUGGGGCUGGUGGUUCCACCGCAGCGGCCGGGCCAGGGGCGGUUUCCGCGGGUGCAUUGGAGCCGGGGACCGCGAGGACCGAGUUGCUUCUCACUUGGGAGGGAGCCGAGGCACAUGGCCAGGGUUUGCCUCAGCCAUUUCCUGACACCUCGGUAAGGGUUCCAGCUCACAGGCGCCUGAAGUACAUAUCCCUAGCCGUGCUGGUGGUCCAGAAUGCCUCCCUCAUCCUCAGCAUCCGCUACGCCCGCACGUUGCCUGGGGACCGCUUCUUUGCCACCACUGCUGUGGUCAUGGCAGAAGUGCUCAAAGGUCUCACCUGCCUGCUGCUGCUCUUCGCAGAGAAGAGGGGUAACGUGAAGCACCUGAUUCUCUUCCUCCACGAAGCUGUCCUGGUGCAGUAUGUGGACACGCUCAAGCUCGCAGUGCCCUCUCUCAUCUACACCUUGCAGAAUAACCUCCAGUACGUUGCCAUCUCUAACCUACCAGCUGCCACUUUCCAGGUGACGUACCAGCUGAAGAUCCUGACCACAGCGCUGUUCUCCGUGCUUAUGCUGAACCGCAGCCUUUCCCGGCUGCAGUGGGCCUCCCUGCUGCUCCUCUUCACUGGUGUCGCCAUUGUCCAGGCACAGCAAGCCGGUGGGGGAGGCCCACGGCCACUGGAUCAGAACCCUGGGGCAGGCCUGGCAGCUGUCGUGGCCUCCUGUCUCUCCUCUGGCUUCGCAGGUGUCUACUUUGAGAAGAUCCUCAAAGGCAGCUCAGGCUCUGUGUGGCUACGCAACCUGCAACUGGGCCUCUUUGGUACAGCACUGGGCCUGGUGGGGCUCUGGUGGGCUGAGGGCACUGCCGUGGCCAGCCGCGGUUUCUUUUUUGGGUACACGCCUGCUGUCUGGGGCGUGGUGCUUAACCAGGCCUUUGGCGGGCUACUGGUGGCUGUGGUUGUCAAGUACGCUGACAACAUCCUCAAGGGCUUUGCCACCUCCCUGUCUAUUGUGCUGUCCACUGUUGCCUCCAUUCGCCUCUUUGGCUUCCAUGUGGACCCAUUGUUUGCCCUUGGCGCUGGGCUCGUCAUUGGUGCCGUCUACCUCUACAGCCUUCCCCGAGGUGCAGCCAAAGCCAUAGCCUCUGCCUCUGCCUCUGCCUCUGCGCCCUGUGUUCACCAGCAGCCUCCCGGGCAGCCACCGCCACCACAGCUUUCUUCCCACCGUGGAGACCUCAUCACGGAGCCCUUUCUGCCAAAGUCAGUGCUGGUGAAGUGAGGGCUGGCAGCAAUGGGGGGACACAAGGGAGGGGGACUGGGUGGAGGGUGUUGGGCAUCUGCAGGACCCAAGUCGCCACCCUGCGGGGCCUGGCUCCUCUGGGUUUGGGAGAUGGUCUUUUCUCCCACAUCACUGAGACUUCUGGAGGGGCAUGAGACUAGGGCUGGGUGUCACGUGAACCCUUCCUGGUAGGCUGAUCCUCUUCCCCUGGAGGAGGUUUUAGAGCUGCCUCCUCUGCCCCCUCGAACCUCUUUGGAGGCAGGGUUGGGGGUUAUUGUCAUUCAAGGCCUUUUUUUUGUCUGCCCCCUCCCCGACUCUGUGCCCUCUGCUCGAAGUGUCUUGUCUGGGAGAGAUCCUCCCAGCAGUCUCUCCACCUCCAUAAGGACACACUGGACAAAACUCCUGCAGCUCUUCAGGAAUGACCGAUGCCUACCUGUGGGGUUUGGUUGCCCAUAGUUUGAGGCCUUCUCUCCUCCCUUACCACCGCUCUGGAUCAUGUUAGCAGUUCGGUCUUUUGUGUGGCCUUGGGGCAGCUUCCCUGACACCUUGAGGAUGGGCUUCUUGCGAGUCCUGGACAAGAGCUGAGGUUUUUGCAUCAGCCCUUCUGGCGGGCGGUAGAGAAUAUUUUUUUUUCCAGUGGACUUGGGAUUUGUGGUGUAAUCAGAUCAUUAAUGAUCCAGGGCGUGGGAAAAGUGGAGGUCCUUGAAGUGGCUGAAUCUCAUUGUAUUUAAGACACUGUCACUUGCCAGAUGCAGGGUUAUUUAUGGAGACAUCUAGAGAGGAAAAAUAAAGCUGCCAAUCACACCCUUGAUACCCCACUGGCUGUGUGAGGCACCCCUACCUCAUGGGGGUGUCUUGGGAUUGAUGAACUGUGGAACCUGCCUCCUGCACUCCCCAAAGCUUAUUAACCCCUUAACUGUAUCGGGGCAUGGGGUGUGUGUGUGCAUGGAAGAUGCCUGGGCUGUCUUUGCUAUAUGUAAAUAGGGCCAUUGGAUCUUUAUUUUUGAUUAAUUUGUUCUGAUUUUUUUUGGUUUGUUUUUUAAGGAACUGUAAUGAACAAAUGUCAGGAUACCCAAUGCCAAAUAAAGAUGUUGUAUUUAUUUAG
Messenger RNA from Cebus imitator (Panamanian white-faced capuchin), 2584 nucleotides. RefSeq names its product solute carrier family 35 member A2 (gene SLC35A2). Gene Ontology annotation, molecular function: UDP-galactose transmembrane transporter activity. NCBI's taxonomy places the organism in Eukaryota, Metazoa, Chordata, Mammalia, Primates, Cebidae. Gene Ontology annotation, biological process: pyrimidine nucleotide-sugar transmembrane transport. Gene Ontology annotation, cellular component: Golgi membrane. The record is from RefSeq and is a predicted model, not a curated record. The transcript is spliced from 5 exons. Bases 214 to 1479 code for a protein of 421 amino acids.